Messenger RNA from Diabrotica virgifera virgifera (western corn rootworm), 2004 nucleotides. RefSeq names its product zinc finger protein OZF. Gene Ontology annotation, molecular function: chromatin insulator sequence binding. Gene Ontology annotation, cellular component: chromosome. Lineage: Eukaryota; Metazoa; Arthropoda; Insecta; Coleoptera; Chrysomelidae. Gene Ontology annotation, biological process: regulation of transcription by RNA polymerase II. The record is from RefSeq and is a predicted model, not a curated record. The transcript is spliced from 2 exons. Bases 443 to 1798 code for a protein of 451 amino acids.
CCUAUUCUGUGCCUUUACUUUACGUGGCUAUGCUCUUAAGUUAAGUACGUCGUACGUUAAGUAAAGGUGGCUAUGCUCUUACGCAUAGUAAAGCCACAGAAUGUAAAGCUAAAUUUUCUCUUUUAUUUUCAACCUUGUAACUUAUUAAAAUAAACAUUACAUAAGUCUUCAGGGACUUUCGGCCCUCGGUAAUAACGUGUUUAGAGUAGAUUGUAAAAAUGCAGUGUAUCAAAAAAAAACUUUUUUACAACUAAUAUGUUGCAACUAAAAACAAAGAACCAGACCUACUAAAAACAAAGACGAACAGAAGAAUCUUCCCUUGAAAGUAGCGCUAACUUCAGACCGAUCUGUUUAUUUUUAUUAUCAUUUGUUAUUUUUAUUAUUAUAUAUUAAAUACAAUGGAAAUAAACAGGAAAAUGAUUCAUUGUCCAAUAUAAAUACAAUGGAAAUAAAAGAGGAAACUGUUUAUUUGUCCAAUAUAAAUAAAAUGGAAAUAAAACAGGAAAACGCAAUGUCCAAUAUAAAAUGUAAAAUAGAACCUGAUUGGGAAAAUUAUGAAGAUACUCCUGAUUUGAUUAAAUGUGAAUUGAAGGGAGAAAAUCCUGAUGAAGAUUACAGUACCACUAAUGUUGACGAUUCUGGAGAUUCCAAGAUUUUCUUGAGCCAAAUUAAAUCGGAAAUAUCACUUGAUGAUCUCAAACCUGAACCAACUCUGAAAGAUGAAAUGUUAGAUUAUACUGAAGAGACUCAAAAAAGUGAACAUGGUUUCCUGAAUGCGGAUAUACAAAAUGAUUCAUGCGGCUUAUUAAACAAUGAGGAUAUACAACACAGUAACCAAAAUUUAAGUGUAGGAACUUCCUAUGGAUGUGACAUUUGUUGCAAGCAAUUUUCAGAUCCCAGGCUUUUACGUAAUCAUAUGAAAUAUCACAAUGGAGAAAAUGAUUUCCAAUGCAAGCUUUGCUUCAAGCGAUUCGUAUCAAAUUCUCAUUUGCAAGUCCAUACGCGAUCGCACACAGGAGAGCGACCUUAUAGAUGCGAAAUUUGCACAAAGGGAUUUCAUCAUAAAAGCGCUUUAAAAAUCCACAUGCGUUUGCAUACUGGGGAAAGGCCUUUCCAGUGCAAACUGUGUUCCAAGAAGUUUCUACAAGCAUGCCAUUUAAAAAACCAUAUCAGAAUGCACACGGGUGAGAAACCAUACAGUUGUCAUAUUUGCUCCAAACAAUUUUCACAAGCGACUAACAACAGCCAUAUGCUGUUUCACUCUGGAGAAAAAUCGCUCAGUUGCAAAUUUUGUUCCAAGCAGUUUUCUUUGGCAAGCCAUUUGGACACCCAUAUGCGGUCGCAUACUGGAGAAAAACCUUAUCAAUGCAGAGUUUGCGACAAACGUUUCAUAAAUAUCAGCAGUUUAAAAACACAUUCGCAAAUUCACUCAGGAAAAAUACCUCAUCAAUGCGAAAUAUGUUAUAAAGGAUUUUCUAGUAAGAAUUGUUUAAGAACUCACGUUAGAUUGCACACUAGGGAAAAACUUUUCACUUGCGAUUAUUGUCCCAAGCAAUACACCCAAAGAGGUAAUUUGCGGAAACAUACGCUAAUUCACGUCAAAGAGUUAAAAUGUAAGAUUUGUUCCGAAACCGUUUCAGGAAAGGAUAAUUUGUUAAUACACAUGGAGAGUCACGAAGAGGAGAAACCUUUGAAAUGCGGAUUGUGUUCUAAGCGAUUUCAAAGGGGUUCUAAUUUAAAAGUACACCAGCGAUCGCACUGCGGGAAAAAGCCAGCACCGACGUUGAUUAUCAUCUAACAAAGCUACAUAUGUUUCAAGUGACUAACCAGAUUGCUUUUGUGACACUACUUUGAAUAUACUGGAUAAUCUGUGACGGUGGAUGAUCUAGUUGGAAAUUAAUCACAGUAUUUGUUGUUAUUAUUCAAUCCCAUUUUCACGUUUGUAAACCCCUUUUAUUAUGUCCUAGUCAAUGUUAAUGUGAACAUAAUAUCGAUGUUUCCAUA